CAAUUGAAAACAAAACCAAUAUCAUUUGACCAUCGCAUGAUAUUAUUUCAUUUAGAUUUUGGACAAUAGAAAGAAAGGUUACAUAAAAAAGAAACGAAAAAUGGCUACCCCGGAUAAGAAACGGAAAUUGAAUAGCGAGGAAAAGAAUCCGAAAAUGGCUAGCCUGGAAAAGAAACGGAAAAUGACUCCCAAGGUUUUUAACGAUCCUAUCCACGGUAAUAUAGAGUUACAUCCGUUGUUGGUGAAGAUAGUUGACACGCCGCAAUUUCAACGUCUAAGAUUCAUUAAACAACUCGGUGGCGUUUAUUUCGUGUACCCCGGGGCAUCACAUAACAGGUUCGAGCACUCCAUCGGCGUUUGUCACCUAGCCGGACAAUUCGUGCGAGCCCUUAGAGACAGGCAACCGGAACUCAACAUAACAUCUAAAGAUGUACUUUGUGUUGAAAUCGCAGCCUUGUGUCAUGACCUUGGACACGGGCCGUUUUCUCAUUUAUUUGAUAAGAGAUUUAUUUCUGAAGCGUGGGAAAAGCGUAAGUCUGAACUGAGGAAUGAGAAUGAGGAUGAGUUUGAUGACGAGUAUGAGGAUGAAGAUGAAGUUGAGGAUGAGGAUGAGAAUGAGGAUGGGAAAUGGAAGCACGAAAAAGGCUCGAUAAACAUGUUAGAUCACAUGCUGAAAGUAAAUGCGGGACUAAAAGAUGAGUUCAACAAAAAAGGUAUCAUGGAAAAAGAAGUGAGAUAUAUUAAAGAAUUGAUCAAUGGACCACAAAAAGAUGCGCCCAAAAGCAUUCCGAAAGAGAAAUGGUUUCUUUACGAGAUUGUUUCCAACGACCGAAAUAAGAUAGAUGUCGACAAGUGGGACUACUUUGCACGUGACAGUCACAUGUUGGGUAUUGGAAACAAUUUUAAUCACAAUCGAUUAAUAUCAUUCUCGAGGGUAAUAGAACAGCAGAUUUGCUAUAGAGACAAAGAAGCUACAAACCUGUAUGAUAUGUUUCAUAUCAGAAAUUUACUCCACCAGAGGGCGUACCAACAUAAGACCAGCAACAGCGUCGAAAUCAUGUUGGCCGAAGCUUUGGUGUUAGCUGACGAGUUCAUUAAAUUCAAAGGCAAAGACGGAAAACAUGUCCGCAUGUCCGAUACAGUCAGGGAUAUGACGGCCUUCACUCUUCUUAACGAUGGAGUCAUUCAUAAAAUCAUAGAAUUCGAUGUAGAGAAACUUGAAAAAUCGAAAGGAAUUCAUAGAAGGGAUGUAAAGAAACUAAAAAAAUCGAAAGAAAUUCUUAAUAGGAUUCUUCGACGAGAUUUGUACAGAUGUGUCGGCGAAAAAAGGUUUGCUGGAGGGAAGUUUGGAAAAAGGGAAGAUGUUAUAAAGGAUAUUAAGGCCAAAUUGAAAGGAACGCCGAUUGUUUCUAGACUAGAUGAAGAGGACUUCAUAGUCGUUGACGUUGUGAACUUAGACUAUGGUAACAAAGAUCAGAAUCCGAUAGUCAACGUUAAGUUUUACUCAAAGACCAAUCCGGACGUUGCAGAAGCAAUAGCCAAAGAAGAUGUUUCUCUUCUACUACCGCAAACGUUCAGUGAACUGUCUGUCCGUGUUUACUGCAAAAAUCAAGACGAUAAAGAUGCUUGUAAAGGAAUGUUUGAAGAAUGGGCUAGAAAAUGCAAUGAAAAAAUGCGCAAACAGAAAACUUAGCCAAUGAAAAAAUUACUUAAAGAGAAAACUUGUGUUUUACCAUCAUCAAACAAAUGAUUCUUUGCAAAAAAACUAACUAACACCAGAGGCACAUCAAACAUAUGAGGAAUAAUUUAUUUAUUUGUAAGUGCAAUAAUAUCAGGGUUGUUUGAAUUUGAAUUGGAGUUGUUUAGAAAACCUGUCUUUGCCAUUUUAAUUAUUGUUGAGAAGUUUAAUUGACGUCGCAAUCCUGUUUACAUUUAACGCGUUCAUAGUGUACAUUGUAAAAGCUUUUAGAGUAAAACAUUCUAAACAAAGCGACUUUGUAUAUGGAAUUUUAAGAAAAUAUAAUUUAGCAAUUCAUAGAUGUAUAAUAUUUAGAAUAACUAGAAUUUUGUUUAAAUGUUAAAUAUAAGCAGAUAUAUUACCAUAUAAAUUUAGAAACAAUGGAAGUGAAAUUAUUUAGAACCAUUAAGUAAAUGUUUAUGUCUUUCAUGAUAAUUAGAAAAAAAUGUACUAAUAUUUACUAAUGACUAGUAUAAAAUAGGGAAUUUUAGAACCAUUGGUACUCCUUUUUACAAUACUUAACUGUGAUAAAACAAUACUAAUGUUAAGUGCAAAAUCUAUUUACUUUUAACAAAAAUUUACAAUCAUUAUUUUUUUAAAUUAUUUUAUUAUUAAUUAAUUAUUGAUUUAUUAUUUUUUUUGGAAUGCGUGAUAUGUAAUAUACUGUGAUAUGAUUUCAUUUUCUUAUUGAUGACAUGUGCACAAAUAUAUUUAUUUUCAUUUUUAUCGUUGUUAAAUGAAUUUGUUACAAGUUUUGCAAAAUCUGGGACUUAAAAUAUACAUGUAUAUUUUAUGUCCCAGGCAAAAUGUUACACCAACAGAUACAAAAAUAAGCUUGUUCUCUACUUCACAUGAAAAUGACUGGUGCACAUUUAUUUUGUGCAUCCACAAAUUGGAAAGGGCAUGUUUUUCUUGUAUACAUAUGAGAUUGCGGUUACUUUUGUUGCUACCUGCUCUACAAAACGUCGUCAUCUUAUACCGUUUAUAUCAGUCGCGUGCUAAAAAUGACAUCAUACUGUAUCUUUGAUAAAUCAAGUAGAUAAAUAGAUUACGAUAAGAUAAAAAAAAAUGCUCAAUAAAAUCUUAAAGCUAUCAUUAUUUCUUUUCAACCAAAAAAAAAAUAAAUAAAUGCAAGCUAUAAAAACCCUUGUCACGGACGGUAAUAACUGACUUUAGAGUGACUAUUCACAGGCACCACUGCAGAGUCUUGUUCAAUAUUAAACAGUUACCCUCGAGCAAGUGUUUCCCUCUGAUAAGAUAUCCCGGUCUGAAACUGCAUCCGGUGUAAAGUACUCAUAUACCUUAUUUCCAAGUUGUAAAAAAAGCUGACUUCAUUUAACCAGACGACAUCAUUUUUACGUCACACGCACACAGAGAGCCACGUGACUCCUAGGUGAUUCACACCUGAAAUAAACACGAUGUGUCAAUCAAUUGAUACGAAAAAUCAUGUGUUUGGAGCGGUAAUAAAAAUUAACCAAUCAGAUAGAGUACUAAAACGAAAUUCACUUAACCACGCGAUCUGUUUUAGCAUAAGCUAUCUGUCAAUCAAAUGCCCGUUUGAGCAGAAAAUAUAAAUGAUUUCCCCAGAUUAACGCAAUUAGAUUACUAUAUUUUCUAUCAAACGGUACUUAACAUUUAUUUUAUUUUUUUAAUAAUUUAGACAAAAACUAAAAACAAGUUUUUAACAUAUGAUAUAUCAGCUUACAAACAUAAAUCUAUAUUUUUCUCUAUGUUAUACAAUUAUUUUCGUUUUCUGAAAGCAUCACAGUGACCUAUUUCUUUUAUAUGUUUACAUAUUUGAUUUGCUCAUGUUGCUUUGUAAAUUAUACUAACUGAGAGUUAUUGUAAACAAAAUUGAAGAAAAUGAUAAUAUUUUCGUGAAAAUGAAGUCUAUUUGAUUCUUUUAAUUUUAUUUAAUUUUUUACGAAAUCAACAAAAAUUGAAAGGUGGAUGUCAAACAACUUGGUAUCGGACUGUAUUCUAAGCGGAGCCUCUUAAGGAACCAACAGUUUGAAAUUGCUGUCAGUAGGUUAAAGAUUUAUUAAUAACACUGCAUUGUGCUUUCAUGUGUUUCAUGUUAUAUAUUGUAUUACACUUUAUACUCUCUUUUGCUUUUAUCAAGCAUCAAGCGUUAUUACUUUACAAGACCUAA
This is a messenger RNA of Ruditapes philippinarum (Manila clam), 3890 nucleotides long. Its product is annotated as deoxynucleoside triphosphate triphosphohydrolase SAMHD1-like. Gene Ontology annotation, biological process: dGTP catabolic process. Lineage: Eukaryota; Metazoa; Mollusca; Bivalvia; Venerida; Veneridae. The record is from RefSeq and is a predicted model, not a curated record. The coding region runs from base 101 to 1693 and encodes 530 amino acids. Gene Ontology annotation, molecular function: dGTPase activity. Gene Ontology annotation, cellular component: nucleus. The transcript is spliced from 14 exons.